Molecule: messenger RNA, 2148 nt
Organism: Nicotiana attenuata
Lineage: Eukaryota; Viridiplantae; Streptophyta; Magnoliopsida; Solanales; Solanaceae
Product: probable inositol transporter 2
Exons: 6
Coding region: 209-1972 (587 amino acids)
Biological process (GO): transmembrane transport
Cellular component (GO): membrane
Molecular function (GO): myo-inositol:proton symporter activity
Source: RefSeq, a predicted model, not a curated record
CAGUUCCCUUGUUAGAUUAUCUCUCUCCUCUUCUUUCUUACACAUAGUUCCAUUUUCCAUGUUCCAAAAAGCCAGUAGACACUUAAUUUCUCUUCUUCUACUUUCUAGUGUCUUCUACUGUUUACUUCUUUGUGUUUGAAGUGAAAAUUCAAGAAAAAAAAGUAAACUAAAAACCCCACAAUUAAGUUAGUUAGUUUGAGAAGUGGAAAUGGAAGGAGGAGUUGGUCAUGGUACAGAUGCAACAGCUUUCAAAAAAUGUUUAGCUCUUUCUUACAAAAAUCCUUAUGUUCUUCGCCUUGCUUUCUCUGCUGGAAUUGGUGGCCUUCUCUUUGGCUAUGAUACAGGAGUAAUAUCAGGAGCUCUGCUUUAUAUUAGGGAUGACUUCAAGGAUGUUGAUAGGAAUACUGUCUUACAGGAAUCUAUAGUGAGCAUGGCAGUAGCUGGAGCAAUAAUAGGAGCAGCAAUUGGUGGAUGGUUAAAUGACAAAUUUGGAAGGAAAACUGCUAUACUCAUAGCUGAUUUCCUAUUCUUUGUUGGAGCUGUGAUUAUGGCAUCAGCAGUGAAUUCAGCACUUCUUAUUGUUGGUAGAGUUUUUGUUGGACUUGGUGUUGGAAUGGCAUCAAUGACUGCUCCCUUGUAUAUAUCAGAGGCUUCUCCUGCUAAAAUUAGAGGUGCCCUUGUUAGUACUAAUGGAUUUCUCAUUACUGGUGGCCAAUUCUUGUCUUACCUUAUUAACCUUGCUUUUACCAAGGCACCAGGGACCUGGAGAUGGAUGCUUGGAGUAGCAGGAUUGCCAGCCCUCCUCCAAUUCAUACUAAUGCUUCUCCUUCCUGAAUCGCCUCGUUGGCUUUAUCGCAAGGGGAGGCAAGAGGAAGCCAAAGCAAUACUAAGGAAGAUAUAUUCACCUGACCAAGUUGAAGUUGAAAUUCAAGCUCUUAAAGAAUCAGUAGACAAAGAAAAUGAAGAAAACAAAGCAUCUGAGGGUAUCAAUCUCUUCAAGUUAUGCCAGACGAAGACAAUUCGUCGGGGACUAAUAGCUGGAGUUGGUCUCCAGAUAUUCCAGCAAUUUGUUGGCAUAAACACUGUCAUGUAUUACAGUCCUACUAUCAUUCAACUAGCUGGAAUUGCCUCGAACCGGACAGCUCUCCUUCUAUCGCUUGUCACAGCCGGGCUAAACGCUUUUGGCUCGAUUAUUAGUAUAUAUUUCAUAGACAGGACAGGGAGGAAGAAACUUCUUGUGAUUAGCUUGUUUGGUGUUAUGAUUUCUCUAGGUUUUUUGUCAGCAGUUUUCUAUGAGGCAGCUUCAACUUCACCAGCAGUUAGUAUGGCUGAGACAUCUCAUUUUGCAGCAACAUUUACUUGUCCUGCUUACCAUAAUGCUGGUUCUGCUAAUUCUUGGGAUUGUACUAGGUGUCUUAAAGCUUCUCCUGAUUGUGGCUUCUGUGCUUCACCUCAAAAUAAGUUGCUACCUGGGGCAUGUCUCAUAUCUAAUGAUACUAUUAAGGAUGCAUGUCAUGAUCAAGAUAGGUUAUGGUACACAAGAGGAUGCCCUAGUAGAUAUGGAUGGCUAGCCCUACUCGGGCUAGCGCUAUACAUCAUAUUUUUCUCUCCGGGAAUGGGUACCGUUCCAUGGAUUGUUAACUCGGAGAUAUAUCCUUUAAGAUUCAGAGGAAUUUGUGGAGGAAUAGCAGCUACAGCAAACUGGAUUUCAAAUCUCAUUGUAGCACAAUCUUUCUUGUCACUGACACAUGCUAUUGGAACAUCAUGGACAUUUCUUGUAUUUGGAGUUCUCUCUGUUGUAGCCCUAUUUUUUGUCCUGAUUUGUGUUCCAGAAACUAAGGGACUUCCAAUUGAGGAAAUUGAGAAGAUUUUGGAGAGAAGAAGUCUACAUUUGAUGUUUUGGAAGAAAAGGGCUAAUGAGAAUAAUAGUGGAGAAGUUGAUGGAAAGAAAGAAGUGGGAGGAGAUGUAUGAAGAAAUGAAAAAACAUAGAUAGCUUUGAUUUGAAUUGGAAAUCCUUUAAUUAGUUUAUUCUAGUGUUUGAUAAGAUUUCCAAAUAUUUAAGAUAAAUAAUUAUUAAUAUAUAAUAUAGAUGAUUAGAUGAAGUUGGAUUAUUUAUAAGAACUUUCCCCAAGAAAACUUAUUAGGCU